Toxotes jaculatrix (banded archerfish) is the source of this 1644-nucleotide messenger RNA. It is a transcript of the gene mrpl9, whose product is annotated as mitochondrial ribosomal protein L9. The coding region runs from base 400 to 1326 and encodes 308 amino acids. Gene Ontology annotation, cellular component: ribosome; mitochondrion. The record is from RefSeq and is a predicted model, not a curated record. Gene Ontology annotation, biological process: translation. The transcript has 7 exons. NCBI's taxonomy places the organism in Eukaryota, Metazoa, Chordata, Actinopteri, Toxotidae. Gene Ontology annotation, molecular function: structural constituent of ribosome.
CUCUGGAGGUUAGGAGGUUUGGAUAUUUCCUUUUUUAAACAUUCUCAGCGAAAAAAAAAAGCAAACAAGAAAGACAGACUUUAGACUUGGUAGAUUUAAUUAUACUGAAGUGAAGUUGGGAUAAAGUUUACGUAGAUUAUGAUAUUUUCCAACGUGCUGUCCUUUAUUUCAGGGUUUUUUAGAGCCUGCUACUUCAGUUGGUGGGGUCCUUUUACGUCACUAAAGCCGACGCUAGUUAGCUUUAGCCAUUGCUAGCAUGCACGCUGCGCAGCCUUGAUCGGUGUCCGAGCGAUAAAGUAUUGGUUGUGCUGGAUGUGCAGAGACUUGUCUUUAAGCUUUUAGUGAUUCUGUCUGGGUGAAACAGUUAAAGGCGGUCGUCUGCGGUGUUGUUGACCGACCAUGUGGAGCUCAGGCCGCCGUGUCCUUCAGGAUUUGCUCAGCCAGGCUGCUGCCAGGAGCUUCUCUCUGACUCCACCUCAGAAUACAGUUGUGGUGGAGCGAUGUUGGCAGGUCCCCUUGUCUAAAGUUGGCCGCCCUCCGAGGCUUCACCCCCGAAGACACAGAAUCUACAAAUUGGUUGAAGACACCAAACAUGCUCCCAAGGAGAAUAUGGAGCUCAUUCUAACUCAGACAGUACCAAAGCUUGGUGGGCGAGGAGACACUGUGUUUGUGAAAAAAUCAGUCGGCCGAAACAAGCUGCUGCCCCAGGGUCUGGCAGUGUAUCCAUCACCAGAGAACAAACACAUGUUUGCUGAGGAGUUAAGACUUUUGCGUGAGGGGCGGCCAGAGGACAGAAUCCAAACCCGCACUGGACAACUGACAAUAGAAUUCCUUAAACGCUCCAAACUGGAAAUAAACAAGAUGCCCUCUGAAGAUUUCCAGCUCACCAAACAGGUCGUCUGCAGGCAGUUUCUCAAGAAGUUGGGAGUUGUUGUGCCACCUCAUGCAUUGAGUCUUCCAUUUGAACCAAUCAAAGACUUGGGCGACUACUGGUGUGAAGUUAAGGUUAAUGGAAUAAACACAGUUCGCAUCCCCCUGUCACUGGUGCCAUAUGAAGACCCAUCUGCAAGAUAUCAGCAGCAGCUGAAAAGACAAAAGCAGGAGCAGCAGGCAGCUGAAGACCUUUCAGAGGCCGCUGAUGAAGAUGAAGCUGUAGAGAAGACAUCAGGUGACGCAGCAGCGAAGGCUGGUAAAGACUCUGUGAGUCAAGUUAGUGAAGUGUCACACUCAACAGGAACUUCAGCUGCUGAGGAUACAAUCACCUCAGCUGCAAAGACAACUCAAGACACAACAGCACCACCAAGUGACAGCCCGAAAAAAGAUUAAGAGACUCUAAAUGAAGAUGUCCACACAACUACAGUGGAUUGUGUUUACCUGUAAUACACAUUAUACAUGCAUAAAAACAGUUGUCGGUUUAAUUAUUAACAUGUUUUACAUCCGGCUUAUGCAGAACAAGUGUUUUAUCAAGUAAACACAAUUCCUGUCCUGUCACUUCAAUCAGUGUAUCCUUUGGAUGGUUGUGGAUGUACCAUAAAACAAUAAUGUAGUAACAUGUAAGAAGAAAUUUUUAUCUAAUUUUAGGACCACUGUUAACACAGUGUUGUUCAGUAUGGUGGAAAAUAAAAGGUUAUCCGUUUCCUCUCA